AGCUAUCCACCUCAAUGUCCAGCCAUCAGUUCCGCAAAGAAUCCGUUGUUCAAAUUGUGUGAAUUAUCACCGAAUCUAUUUCAACAAAUAAUUGCAGUGAAUUUUUUCGUAUCAAUACAGUGGUGAUUGAUAAGAUUUAUUUGAAUAUUUGAACUACGCACCAUCAAAAGAAAUAUUGAAUCUUCUUUCAAUCGGGGAUCGUUUUAUGAUAAAUACUGUACAAAACUCGGCCUGGCAACACAGUAUGUUAAAGGGUGCACAUUGAUAAAGGGCCGAACGUUCAGUAGGGGGUGGGGAAGAAAAAAAUUAAACAGAGUUACGAGAUAUCUAUAGGUGUAUAAAAUUGAAUCCCAAAUUGUAUAAAUAUAAUUGUUUCAGUGAUCAUUGUUAUGAUCUGUUUGCGUAAUUAACUAUAAACUUAAAUUAACCUGAUGAAUUCAACGAUUUCAAAACAGCUGUACAGCUGUCAAUGAAAUACAAUCUCAACAAAAUUCUAAAAGUGUGACUUAUAUAUUUGAAUAAUCGUAUAAAAAAAAUACCUGAAUAUGACAGGAAGUGAUAAAAUAGUUGGGACUCACUGCGGUGGAAGACAACCCAUAAGAGGCGAUGGUACUAAACAUACAGUUCACUGGUUUCGGAAAGGCCUGAGACUUCACGACAAUCCUUCUCUGCGAGAAGGACUUUUGGGGGCAACCACAUUCCGAUGCAUCUUUAUCCUAGACCCCUGGUUUGCCGGAAGUACAAACGUCGGGAUAAAUAAAUGGAGGUUCCUUCUUCAGUGCCUUGAAGAUUUGGAUCAAUCCUUAAGAAAAUUAAAUUCCCGGCUUUUCGUUAUUCGAGGACAACCCGCAGACGCUCUUCCAAAAUUGUUCAAAGAAUGGGGCACCACUAAUCUCACAUUUGAAGAGGAUCCGGAACCCUUUGGUCGUGUUAGAGAUCACAACAUUUCAGCCUUAUGCCAGGAACUUGGAAUAUCAGUUGUUCAGAGGGUUUCUCAUACCCUUUACAAGCUAGACAAAAUAAUCGAGAAAAAUGGAGGAAAAGCACCACUGACUUACCACCAGUUUCAAAACGUCGUUGCUGCCAUGGAUUCCCCACUUCUUCCAGAGCCUACCGUGGGUCCUGAUUGCACGGCCGGAGCUUACACACCUUUAAAAGAUGACCACGACGACGUGUAUGGAGUACCGACUUUAGAGGAACUAGGAUUUGACACCAAGAAUCUAAAGGCUCCCGUUUGGAUAGGAGGAGAAGGUGAAGCUUUAGUUAGACUUGAACGGCACCUAGAACGGAAAGCUUGGGUAGCCAGCUUUGGUCGACCAAAAAUGACACCACAGUCUCUUCUAGCAAGUCAGACAGGCCUUUCACCUUAUCUGCGGUUUGGAUGCCUCAGUACAAGGCUAUUUUACUAUCAGCUUACCAACCUAUACAAAAAGAUAAAAAAGGCCGUUCCCCCACUUUCUCUUCACGGACAGUUAUUGUGGCGCGAAUUUUUCUAUUGUGCUGCUACGAGAAAUCCAAGUUUUGACAGGAUGCAGGGAAAUCCAAUUUGUGUACAGAUACCGUGGGACAAGAACGUAGAGGCGCUUGCCAAAUGGGCGAACGGACAGACAGGAUUCCCAUGGAUCGAUGCAAUAAUGACACAGCUCCGAGAAGAAGGUUGGAUACAUCAUCUUGCCAGGCACGCUGUUGCCUGUUUUCUGACCAGAGGUGAUCUCUGGAUAUCCUGGGAAGAAGGAAUGAAGGUAUUUGACGAGCUCCUUCUGGAUGCUGACUGGUCGGUGAAUGCUGGUAUGUGGAUGUGGCUAUCUUGCAGUUCAUUUUUCCAACAAUUUUUUCACUGCUACUGUCCAGUGCGCUUCGGCAGAAAAGCUGACCCCAACGGCGACUACAUAAGACGUUAUUUACCAGUUUUGAAAAACUUUCCUACGAGAUAUAUACACGAGCCUUGGAAUGCACCAUUGAGUGUUCAACGUGCCUCUAAAUGUAUUAUUGGUAAAGAAUACUCGCUACCUAUGGUAAACCAUGGUAAAAGUUCAAGAAUUAACAUUGAACGAAUGAAACAGGUUUACCAAAAGCUCAACAAAUACAGAGGAAAUGGUCCCCCUACCUGUCCUACGGAAAACACGAUCGGGGCUUAGGAGAGCUGCUGUCAAUAAUCUCUGUCAGAAUCGUCAGCGACAAUUUGUUUGGAUUUUUUAAAAAGCUCUUGAAAAACUCUCUGGGUUUACUAAAGGUUGUUAAAUAUUUGUAGACUUCGUCACAGGCAUCAAACCUUUGUGCAUUCCCUAAUUCAGGAGUGUCCCGUAGGGGAUUCUAAGUGCACACAAAAUAAUUACACAAUGCUCGCCCGCGUUAAUGUAAGUAUAGAGAACUGAGUGUAAGCGGAAAAGAACAAAUUUGUGUUUCAAAGUUCUCUGGUUACGGAGUUUUCUAAAAUGAGACUGAAUUUUAUAAUCGUCAACAUUACAAUGACAACAACAUUUUACUUGAGUAUUUAAAAUAUUAAUAUAUCUAUAGUUUAUUGAAAAUAAAAUGUAUAUAUAAAAAAUAAGAGGAGUUGCGGGCGUUAUUCUCUAAGCGAAAUUAUAUUAAUUGUGUAUAUUUAUUGAAAAUAAACUUCGUUAGUGGUUACAAGUUACGAGAUAACUUUUGAGAAAAAGAAGUUCACUUCCAUUUGUUGUAUGCAUAUUUUUAUUAUUUUAAUAUGUAUGUAUGUAUAUGUAUAUAUACAGAUACUAUCAAUUUUCGAAUGAAUAAUUUUUAUCUUUUUACUGUUAUUUGUGAAAUUAUUUCUGCAAUUCCGAUCAAGGUCUUGUCAGACUUUGUGCAUGAUUCAAAAUAAAAAUACCCAACAGGAAAAUACCUCCGGUGUAUGAUCCUACGGAGAUCUAAUACUGAAUAGAGUAGACGAUUACGUGUUUUUUUUUUUUUUGUUCAAUU
Athalia rosae (coleseed sawfly) is the source of this 2940-nucleotide messenger RNA. RefSeq names its product cryptochrome-1 (gene Cry2). The record is from RefSeq and is a predicted model, not a curated record. Bases 546 to 2138 code for a protein of 530 amino acids. Gene Ontology annotation, cellular component: cytoplasm; nucleus. The transcript has 9 exons. Gene Ontology annotation, biological process: circadian regulation of gene expression; negative regulation of DNA-templated transcription; entrainment of circadian clock by photoperiod. Gene Ontology annotation, molecular function: DNA binding; FAD binding. NCBI's taxonomy places the organism in Eukaryota, Metazoa, Arthropoda, Insecta, Hymenoptera, Athaliidae.